CUCAAGCCCGAUGGUCUUCGCAGUUUGCAGUAUUCCAACAAUAUCGACCCAGACAGGGCAAUGUGCCAGUACGAAGUCUGCGGCGGUGUUUGCAACGACAGGGAGUGCGAAUGGCAGCACUUCCGUGAAAUUGGCAUGAAAGACGAACAAAUACUGGUUGAGUUGGCGGCAAACGAAGGUACUACUGAAGAGGAGAAGGAGCGGUUCAGUGCAGGACUUCGCGACACCAUUCUGCAGCUUAAGCAGCAGGGCAUCAAGGACUUCACCACGGUUGCCCAGGGAAUCGCCACCUUCCGUAGGAAGUUCUUUGGCGAUGAGACCAGGGUUAUCAAGCUGAAUCCUACAGCCCCGCUCCCAGCCUUCCCUCGCUCAACAUUCUAA
Molecule: messenger RNA, 381 nt
Organism: Tricharina praecox
Lineage: Eukaryota; Fungi; Ascomycota; Pezizomycetes; Pezizales; Pyronemataceae
Exons: 2
Cellular component (GO): nucleus; exosome (RNase complex)
Source: RefSeq, a predicted model, not a curated record